AAAGAAUAACUAUUUCCUUAUCUUCAAUAUUAAAUAAUUUGUAUAAAUUUUCUUGUUUUGUUCUCACCAUUCCUACGUCGAACCUCUCCAUUAACAUACACAUACACCAUAGCCAAUUCCUUCUCUUCAUCAACAUUCUUGUUAAUAUUUCUCAAAGGAAUCUCAGAAAUAAUUUAUACACGUGGAAUCUACGCAUCUUCACGCAGAAAAAAACAAAAUUGAAAAAAAAGAUUGAAAUAAAAUGGAGAGAGAUAGAGAGAGAGGGAGACUACAAAGGGUUGUAGAGUAGAGGAACUGCUACGACCGAAGAUAUUUGAAGUUUUUCUAUCUGGAUUAUUAGCAUUUGAAGAUUUGUGAUAAUGGGGUUUGUGCAGCUCUUGUAUGUAGCUUCUUUGCCAGUAAUAAAAGUAUUAUUGAUUACAGCACUUGGUUUGUUUCUUGCAAUUGAUCAAAUAGAUGUAUUGGGAGCAGAUGCAAGGAACAAAGUGAAUAAUCUUGUAUUUUAUGUGUUUAAUCCGUCGAUGGUUGGUAGCAAUUUGGCAGAAACAUUAACAUCUGAGAAUGUUCUUAGUUUGUGGUUCAUGCCAGUUAAUAUUCUUGCCACAUUCAUAUUAGGCUCAGCUUUAGCAUGGAUUGUGAUAAAGAUCACAAGGCCUCCAAAGCACUUGGAAGGUUUAAUAUUAGGUUGCUGUUCUGCAGGAAAUUUAGGAAAUUUGCCUAUAAUCAUUAUUCCAGCUAUAUGUAAAGAGAAAGGAAGUCCUUUUGGUGACCCUAAAACCUGCCAUAAAUAUGGGAUGGCUUAUGUUUCACUUUCUAUGGCGAUUGGUGCAGUUCUGCUAUGGACAUAUGUUUACAACAUUAUGAGGAUUUCAUCAAGUAGAGCCAUGAUGACUUCAGGGGUGAUAUCAGAAUCACAACAAAACAAUAUUGCAGUUGUAAAAGAUACCCCAAAUGAUGCUUACACCUUACUACUUCCAAAUACAGAAUAUGAGGAAAAGGUUUGGUUCUCAGAUAAAAUUAAGCGCAGUUUGUGGAAGAUUUCAAGAAACCUCAAUUUCAAAACCAUUUUUGCACCAUCAACCAUUGGAGCAAUUAUUGGGUUUUGCAUUGGUGUAAUAAAUCCAAUACGUAAGUUAAUGGUUGGGAAUGAUGCUCCAUUACAUGUGGUUGAAGACUCUGCAUCCAUGUUGGGGGAAGCAGCCAUACCUACUGUCACCCUCAUAUUGGGUGCAAAUCUUCUAAAAGGUUUGAAGGGUACAAGUACUCCAGUGUGGUCAAUUGUGGGGAUCAUAGCUGUAAGAUACAUUUUCCUGCCAAUAUUAGGUGUUAUAGUGGUCCAAGGAGCAAUCAAAUUAGGUUUGGUGCAAGCAGAUCCUUUAUAUCAGUUUGUCCUUCUACUUCAGUAUGCACUUCCACCAGCUAUGAAUAUAGGAACUAUGGCUCAGUUGUUUGGAUCUGGUGAAAGUGAAUGUUCUGUUAUAAUGCUAUGGUCAUAUGCCAUGGCUUCAAUUGCAGUUACACUUUGGUCGACCUUAUUUAUGUGGCUAGUUAUUUGAUUUUGUACUCAUAGACAUGGUUAUUAUUAUUUGAUUGUUAUUGAUUAAUAUUAAAGUUUAAUUUUAUA
This is a messenger RNA of Trifolium pratense (red clover), 1624 nucleotides long. RefSeq names its product protein PIN-LIKES 3-like. Gene Ontology annotation, cellular component: membrane. Gene Ontology annotation, biological process: endoplasmic reticulum to cytosol auxin transport. NCBI's taxonomy places the organism in Eukaryota, Viridiplantae, Streptophyta, Magnoliopsida, Fabales, Fabaceae. The transcript has 12 exons. The record is from RefSeq and is a predicted model, not a curated record. Bases 360 to 1556 code for a protein of 398 amino acids.